AUGUUCUACAGCCACGAAAUCCUCACCAGUCGCAAGUAUGGUGUUGCAACCGUCUGGUUGGUUGCCACCCUCGGCGCAAAGUCAAACACGAAGAAAGUCUCGAAGAAGGCCAUCCUCGACGUCGACGUCAAGAAGGCAUGUAAGACCAUCAUGGAGCCAGAAGCACCAAUGGCAUUGAGACUUCAAAGCAAUCUUCUCUACGGUGUCUCCAGAGUCUACAAUCAGCAAUGGGAAUACCUCCUCGUAGACGCGCAAUCUGCCCAGAACAUGGUCCGAACUCUGUUUAAAACUGCGCGCAAUAACGAUCUUGAUGUCAGUGCUGGAAAGUCCCACCCUGACCUGCUCAUUAUGAUGGACGAUCCGGCUUUUGCCAUCGAUAUGCCGGCGCCCCUGCCCGACUUCGACUUCGCGAACAUGGAUCUCAACCCCAAGGGGGACUCACAGCGCUCGUCUCAGUCCAUGCUAUCCAUCCGCGGUCGAAGUGGCUCUGUCGUCUCCCACACCUCUUCAGUUCUCGGUCUCAAUAUUCCUUCAAGCAACGGCGGAUCAUACCAACUCCCAAUGCUCGAUCCUUUCGGUGGCUCUUCUAUACAGAAGCCAUUCGGUGCCGGUCCGGGUAUAUUCAACGAUGAGGAGGACAUGGCCUUUCAAGACGAGGAACUCUUCGAGUUUGGUGCUGAUGGUGAAUUUCGCGAGAUCCCGGCAAGUGAGCAUGAUGCACGUCGUCGUGCUGGUAGCGCUAAGCCACAGUACCGCCCGGGGAGUGGUUCUGCUGCAAGUGGACGCGUCCGGAAGGAACACGAGGAUGCUCUCGCUGGUAUUGCUGGCCGCGCACUUGACUUCGAUGGCGAUUAUGAUAUGCCUGUCUAUGGCGACGAAGACUUGCCAAUGUUCCCGGGAGCUGACCCAUUCCCUGUCAUGACUGGUGCUCUAGGUAGUAGCGAUCUUCCUCUGCAUCUGUCUGAUGAGGAUUGCGUUUUCGAUGCCUCUCAAGACUCCUCAGUUUCUGCCGAAGCUCAGAUGACGAAGAAGAAGGCAAAAAAAGUCAAGACUAUCAAGGCUGAUCAAGCUUCAAUAUUGAAAACCGUUGAGAUCGCACGGUGGCAAAAAGAGUAUGUUCAGAAUAUGGAAGUGGGUAACAAUGCCAGAGUCAAGCAGCAGGCCACGCUCCACGCAAAGAAGAACGCCUUUCACUACGUUUGCGGCUCUGGUAUCAGUGGUGUUGGAGAAGGCAUUGGAUCUUCAAAAUUCGCCAGCCCGCUUGCUAUGUUCUCUGGAAAUGCAUUCUUGGCCAAAAUCACUGGCAAGCCAAUUGUUGAGCCGGAGUCAAAGAAGCGUUCAGCACCCGUAUCACCUGACGGGGACGAUAUACCCAACAAGAGAGCCAGAGAAGGUGAGAUUGGCCGUGGUGAAUACGAGGACGACAAUAAUCUCAACAUGGACGACGAUCAAUACCGCGACAAUAGCGUCGAGAUAGGCCGAGAAGCCCAAAGUGCCUUGACCGAUCACCCGCCUUCCGCUAUGCCAUGGAACAUGUCUUCGUCCCUCCACUCCCUGCAGCGUGGUCAAUCUUCUUCCAUCCAAGGUCGUAUCGGUCUUCUGGGCUCUCAACGUGGUUCCAUCAAGGAUCGUCGACUCACCUCGCCCCUCAUCGGUCGUGGCUCUAACGUCCCUGGCGAGCUGGACCACUUCUCUCAAAUGAUGAACGACGAAGACAUGGUCAUGUACGGCCGCUCCGACGAUGGGCUAGGAAUGUCCAGCCAAAUAUCUGCUCUUGCCCCAAGAUUUGGCACUUCAAGCCAAGCAGGUGCCGGAGACGACUUUGAGAUUUUCGGCGCCGCUGCCGACGUCGACACCCAAACUGCUGGCUCUUCGCAGUGGAUGAAGGAUGUCAUGGACCGGGAGAGCAACAAUUUCUUCGAGUAUGUCAAGAACACCAUCGAGGAGAAGUCCGGCGACGAGCUUGGUGAUGAGGAUGUCGAGGUCGAGAGCAAGACGGUGACUUUCGAGGAGCUGUUCGCGACGGCGUCUAAUUCCAGCGUCGUUGCCGCGCAGGCUUUCUACCAUGUGUUGAGUCUUGCGACCAAGAGACGUGUGUGGGUUGAGCAGGAUGUCGAUGCGGAGCUGCUGGAGCCGUUUGGAGAGAUCCGAAUUGGUGUACUAGCUUGA
Drepanopeziza brunnea f. sp. 'multigermtubi' MB_m1 is the source of this 2169-nucleotide messenger RNA. RefSeq lists its product as uncharacterized. Lineage: Eukaryota; Fungi; Ascomycota; Leotiomycetes; Helotiales; Drepanopezizaceae. Gene Ontology annotation, cellular component: mitotic cohesin complex. Gene Ontology annotation, biological process: mitotic sister chromatid cohesion. The record is from RefSeq and is a predicted model, not a curated record. Gene Ontology annotation, molecular function: chromatin binding; protein binding.